Messenger RNA from Ceutorhynchus assimilis (cabbage seed weevil), 1221 nucleotides. NCBI's taxonomy places the organism in Eukaryota, Metazoa, Arthropoda, Insecta, Coleoptera, Curculionidae. The record is from the annotation of a GenBank genome assembly.
AUGUGUGAUGAAGUUAUUGCUAAAAAUCCUACAAGCUUUACAGAAGCUUACAGAAUUGUACACGAACUGGAAGCAACACAUCACAUAACAAAUGAAGUGAAACUUACUGCUCCUUUGGUAGAGUCCGUGAACAAGUUAGGCUACACAGCACCUCAGACCAGGCGCGACCAUAAGCCGUCCAUUCACAAAUCAAUGCUGGAUGACCGAGCUCCACAACGAAGCACACAAGGAGCGAUUGAAAACGGAAAAUCCUAUUGUAAUGGAUGUGGAGGUUCCCAUUUACGCAGUCAAUGUUUGACAAAAUGUGGGACAAAAUUUGUAAAAUUUAUUGCUGUUGAUGAGAAUGAAACAAUAAACUUCGAUAAAACAACUGCUAAUUGGGUAACGUUUAAUCAAAGUCUAUCCAGUACUUUAUCGAAAUCCAUAAGCCAAACUGACACUGAUAACAAGGCCUCAGCUCAAACUAGACACUUCAAAACACCAAUUUUAGAUAUUGCCAAGAAAUAUGGUGCAACUGGCUAUUUAUUUAUAAGGGACCUACUAAACCUGCAGCCAAACAAACUGACCAAUACAUUUCUAUAUAAUAGUCGACCAAUAAAAAGAAUAGUCUUAUGUGCAAGAAUUACUUCAGUUCAAAUGAAAACUGAUUAUCAUUACCGAUUAAUUGUUGAUGAUGGAACAUCUGCUAUACUCUGCAUUGUGAAACAACAAGGAGGUGAACAAAAUAAUUCAGCAGAUAAAGAAGAAAUUGAAGUGAAUCCAACAUUAACCAAUUCCAACACAAAAAGUCUUAUCAAGCAAAUGGAGUUACAUGAGAAAAAGUUACGUAACCAAACAUUAACCACCUUCGACGAUAAAAGUCUUGGUGUUCCAGUUAUGAUUAUAGGAUUCCUGAAUGAAUUUGAUGGAAAAAAUUAUAUAUUUGCCUUAAAUAUCAGAAGAAUUGCUGUUGAUGAGAAUGAAACAAUAAACUUUGAUAAAACAACUGCUAAUUGGGUAACGUUCAAUCAAAGUCUAUCCAGUACUUUAUCAGAAUCUAUAAGCCAACCUGACACUGAUAACAAGGCCUCAGCUCAAACUAGACACUUCAAAACACCAAUUCUAGAUAUUGCCAAGCAAUAUGGUGCAACUGGCUAUUUAUUUGUAAUUCGACCAAUAAAAAGAAUAGUCUUAUGUGCCAGAAUUACUUCAGUUCAAAUGAAAACUGAUUAUCAUUACUGA